Schistocerca piceifrons (Central American locust) is the source of this 744-nucleotide messenger RNA. RefSeq lists its product as uncharacterized. Bases 1 to 744 code for a protein of 247 amino acids. The transcript is spliced from 4 exons. The record is from RefSeq and is a predicted model, not a curated record. Gene Ontology annotation, molecular function: olfactory receptor activity; odorant binding. Gene Ontology annotation, biological process: sensory perception of smell; detection of chemical stimulus involved in sensory perception of smell. Lineage: Eukaryota; Metazoa; Arthropoda; Insecta; Orthoptera; Acrididae. Gene Ontology annotation, cellular component: plasma membrane.
AUGGAGGAGAGCUCGCUAUUGGGUCCCAGCGCCGUGGGCGUGCGGCACCUGGGUCUGUGGGCGGCGCCGGGGGACACAGGGCCCCCUGGGGGGUCGCUGCGGCUGGCGCUGGUAGUGGCCGCGCACCUCGCCCUCUUCUCCACCUCCACCGCCAACCUCAUCAUGGACACGCCGGACGACCUGGAGGUGCUCACCAUCAACGCCUUCGCCUGCAUGACCACACUCGGGAUGAUCGUCAAGGUGGUGUCGUACGUGCUGGACCGCGGCAGCUUCAACGCUCUACUGGCGCGGCUGGCGGCCGCUCGCCGCGCACACGCAGACCCCGGCGGCCGCAACGCCGCCACGCGCGCCCGCAGGCUCGCCUUCGGCACCGCGCUCUACAGGUUCACACAGACUGUUGGAGACCACAGGUGUGCUGGUGCUGGUGUUGGCCAGGUGUCGACGGUGUUCUGCACGAGCCUGUGGUCGGUGGCGCCGCUGCUGGGGGCCUCGUCAGGAGCGCGGGACUUCCCCGUACCCGUGUGGCUGCCGCUGGACAUGCGCGCCACGCCCACCUACCACAUCGUCUACCUCGUCCAGGUCUUCUGCAUCUGGGCCGUCGUCCAGGGAACCGUCUUCCUAGACACGUCCUUCCAGAUCCUGAUGCUGCAGUUGGCUGCCGAACUGGAGGUCCUCAACGAUAACGUAGCUGCCAUCUACAACCGGGAAGUGGGCCCAUCCGAAGUAAGAUACAGCAGAGGAUGA